AUGGCCGACAUUACCCAAACGGACGUUUCACGACCCUCAGCACUCCCCAGCGCUCGACUUCGUCCUUCUGCAUCGCAGGCGCAAUCAAUUGUUGACCAGAGUUCGGACGAAUAUCUUGAUUUCGUUGAGGAAGAAUGGAACAAGAAGAUCGACGUUGAAGUUGAAACGCUUGUGGAUGGGAUGGUUGAUAUUGUCAACCUUGCUUCAAUUGGAGACAAAGAUAAAUUCAGAAUCGCACAGGAAUCCUUUCAGGCGCAAUGUCGAGCAGAAUCCAUGGUUCGCGCGGCACACUCGUUGCUUUCCAUCACACACUCUAUGAAGCUCCUUUUGCUGCUCUCGGAUGAGUCUCAGAUCUCUCAGCAGCGGGACAGGGCGUUGAGUGAAGCAAGGUCGGAUGCGAAAGAGGCAAAGAAGAAGGUUGCGGAGCUCUUGGAUGAGUUACUCGGAAACGCGAAGGAAGGCGUCGAUGAAAUAACGCGCGAGCCUUCUGCAAUGGUCGGUAUUAGCAGAUGAGCGUGUCAGGAUGUUGAGUUCGGUCUAGACGGAUCAUUACCGCCGGGUCGUGCGUCAAUCUAUCAGGAACUGAGGCUAUUCGCCUUUACUGCCCGAUGUUCAAGCAUCGUCCAUCUUCCAUGUGGGCAUACAAAUAACUUAGGUGUAAUACUCAUUCGCGGAUACUUUCUACAGACUCGACGAGGGUAGACCUUGAUGCCCACGUUUGUAAUGACGCUAUGCUGACGAAGACGGAAGAAUCUUUGACUGCGGCCGUUGCGUUGAUGUCAGCAGGACGACUUGGCGUGCGAGGCGUUCAUUAGAUAUGGCAGAGGUGGUACUCGCAAACGUACUCGCAAGCACGGAUAUUAUACUGGUGAGAUUGCGAGCAUAUAUUGGGAGAGUCCAUCUUUGCGUUUAGUUGAUUCAGUUUUUCUUGACGUCACCUUGUAGAAUUGUAGACUUUGUAUAGUGUUCCGAGGAUGUAUUCAUAUGAAUAGUCCACCAUUAUCGUCAUGAUUUCAAUUGUAUCAUAUGUUU
Messenger RNA from Fomitiporia mediterranea MF3/22, 1032 nucleotides. RefSeq lists its product as uncharacterized. Lineage: Eukaryota; Fungi; Basidiomycota; Agaricomycetes; Hymenochaetales; Hymenochaetaceae. The record is from RefSeq and is a predicted model, not a curated record. Gene Ontology annotation, biological process: regulation of transcription by RNA polymerase II. Bases 1 to 513 code for a protein of 170 amino acids. The transcript is spliced from 2 exons. Gene Ontology annotation, molecular function: transcription coregulator activity. Gene Ontology annotation, cellular component: mediator complex.